AUGAUGCUCUCAGCGAGGAGAUGCCUUUAUAGGCACAGCCUCCGAGGCUCUAUACUAAAUACGAACCGUCCCGAUACACGAUCGAAACUCGUCAUAAUUCCUUCCCAAUUACUGUUCUCAAGACCAGCCUCCACGUCGACUCCACCACCCCGACGAAACAUCCGCGCAAUCGACCAAAAAUGGCAGACACGAUGGGCAGAAGAAGACCGAAUCAAAUUAGAACAAGUCGCAAAUGGUCAAUUACCAUCCUCGGGCGUGGAGUCAUCCCAAAACGACCGCCCAAAAUCAUACAUUUUGUCCAUGUUCCCUUACCCCUCCGGAACAAUGCAUAUGGGCCACUUGCGCGUAUAUACCAUAUCCGAUGUGUUGUCCCGGUUUUAUAAAAUGCGUGGACAUGAUGUUUUGCAUCCAAUUGGAUGGGAUGCGUUUGGAUUACCGGCUGAGAAUGCCGCGAUUGAGAGGGGGGUUCAGCCGGCUGAGUGGACGGUGCAGAAUAUUGAGAGAAUGAAGGUUCAAUUAAGAAGUUUUGGGCCAGGGUUUGAUUGGGAGAGGGAAUUGAUGACGUGCUCUCCGGAGUUUUAUAAGCAUACUCAACGGAUCUUUUUGAUGCUGUAUGAGAAAGGAUUGGCAUAUCAGGCUGAAGCUCUGGUUAAUUAUGAUCCGGUGGAUAAGACUGUGCUGGCUAAUGAGCAGGUCGAUGCCAAUGGCUUCUCAUGGCGAUCAGGAGCCAAAGUUGAGCAACUUAAAUUGAAGCAAUGGUUCUUCCGCAUUACAGCCUUCAAAGAGGAGCUACUCAAAGAUCUCGACUCUCUCUCUGGCGGCUGGCCAGAACGUGUUCUGUCUAUGCAACGAAACUGGCUGGGGAAGUCCGAUGGCGCAAAAAUCAAGUUUGCAGUCACCUCCAAACAUAGCGACAAUCGAGAUGUUGAAGUAUUUACGACUCGGCCAGAUACAAUGUAUGGGGUGGAAUACAUUGCACUAUCAUUGGAUCAUCCUCUGGUUCAAGAGACAACCAAGUCGGAUCCUGGUCUCAAAGCUUUCCUUGAGGAGACCGCAUCUCUACCGGCAGACUCGAAGGUAGGCUAUCGCUUGAAAGAUGUCUACGCCUCAAACCCAUUGCAAGUCAUCGACAAGGAAAGUCCACAUAUUUCGAGAGAGCUACCCGUAUUCGUGGCUCCUUAUGUCUUGAGCAGCUACGGAGAGGGAGCCGUCAUGGGCGUCCCAGGGCAUGAUACUAGAGACCUAGCUUUCUUCAAAGAAAAUUUACAACCAGAAUUCAUUCCAGUCGUUAUUCAACCAGAACCCUCGGUUCAAGAAGAUUCGGCCCUUGUUUUAGCACACGAUGCAAAAGCUUUCACAAACGAAGGUUACCUGACAUCUCGAUGCUGGAAAUAUCAAGGUCUCAGUUCAAAGGAAGCUGCAAAACAAAUCAUAACUGACCUUGAGAAAAUCGGCCGAGGCGAAACAGCAGAGUCCUGGAGACUGCGCGAUUGGCUAAUCAGUCGACAGCGUUAUUGGGGCACCCCUAUUCCCAUGAUACACUGCACAAACUGCGGUCCAGUACCCGUCCCAGUCGAUCAGUUACCCGUCAAACUGCCCGAAAUUGGAGGUGAAUGGUUCAAAGCCCAAAAGGGAAAUCCACUCGAGUCUGCUGCAGAUGACUGGUUGCACACGGAAUGCCCAAAAUGUCAUGGGCCUGCAAAACGAGAUACAGAUACCAUGGAUACCUUUGUGGAUUCGUCGUGGUAUUACAUGCGUUACUUAGACCCUAAGAACCAUAAUGAGCCAUUCUCGCCUGCUGUCGCUCGCCCGGUUGAUAUUUACAUAGGUGGUGUUGAACACGCUAUUCUUCACCUUCUUUACGCGAGAUUUAUAUACAAGUUUUUGACACAAACCAAGCUCUUCCCAGAAUUGGCGCAUACUCAACCCAGCCCAGCGGCGCCAGCUGUAUCCGAACCAUUCCGGACCCUGUUAUCGCAAGGCAUGGUUCAUGGGAGAACAUACUCCGAGCCAUCCACAGGCCGGUUCUUACUCCCACAUGAGCUUGAUUUGACCGAUAAAAAGAACCCACUCAUCAAGGGUACAACCGUACGCCCGAAUAUCUCAUACGAGAAAAUGUCGAAGAGUAAACACAACGGCGUCGAUCCUAUGAUUUGCGUGGAAAAGUACGGAGCAGACACGACGCGUGCACACGUCCUCUUUUCGGCACCGAUUGCUGAAGUUCUUGAAUGGGAUGAAACGAAGAUUGUGGGAAUUGAACGAUGGUUCGUUCGGUUGUGGAAGCUGGUGUUGGAUGCUACCACAGCGCUGUCUUCUGCGCCGCAAGGAAAACUGAAUCUGUCGGUGGAGGAUAUUCAGCAAAAGCCACACGCAUUCCUGAAAGUGCCGAAUCUCACCAAUCUUCCCGACGCGGAUAUUGAUGGCUUGCUCGCUACGCACGAAACCAUCGUUUUGGUGACAAAUUGCAUCGAGAAGAACCCCUAUGCCUUGAACACGGUCAUAUCCGAUCUGACCAAAUUGACAAACACGCUUUCCUCCAACCGACCAACCAACCCCGAAAUCUUGUAUACAUGCAUCUCUUCUCUUCUUCGAUUGUUGGCACCGAUUGCCCCAGCUCUCACAUCCGAGGCUUGGGAAAUCCUGCACUCGGAACUACUCCAAGACGCAGAAGCUAUAAACAUGGCAACAACAACCUGGCCAACGCCCAUUCUCACGGACACCGAAGCAAACGCCCUCCGCUCUCGUGGUGGGCAAAACGUUGGCGUCCAAAUCAACGGGAAACUACGUUUUAACGUGACUAUUCCGCGAUUAAUGUCCGGCGCUACCACGGCGCCAUCAUCAGAGACACAAAUCGAUGAAAAGAUGUGGAUAGUAGAUCAGAUCUUGGCGACGGAUGAAGGGAAAACGUGGCUUAGAGAGAAACAUGAUUGGGAGAAGAGGAAGAGGGUUAUUGUUGUUCCUGGGGGAAGGGUUGUGAACAUUGUAUUCUAA
This is a messenger RNA of Talaromyces marneffei, 2991 nucleotides long. RefSeq lists its product as uncharacterized. The coding region runs from base 1 to 2991 and encodes 996 amino acids. The record is from RefSeq and is a predicted model, not a curated record. Gene Ontology annotation, cellular component: mitochondrion. Gene Ontology annotation, molecular function: aminoacyl-tRNA deacylase activity; leucine-tRNA ligase activity; ATP binding. NCBI's taxonomy places the organism in Eukaryota, Fungi, Ascomycota, Eurotiomycetes, Eurotiales, Trichocomaceae. Gene Ontology annotation, biological process: leucyl-tRNA aminoacylation; mitochondrial translation. The transcript is spliced from 3 exons.